Molecule: messenger RNA, 1417 nt
Organism: Cataglyphis hispanica
Lineage: Eukaryota; Metazoa; Arthropoda; Insecta; Hymenoptera; Formicidae
Product: zinc metalloproteinase nas-15-like
Exons: 5
Coding region: 471-1391 (306 amino acids)
Biological process (GO): proteolysis
Molecular function (GO): metalloendopeptidase activity; zinc ion binding
Source: RefSeq, a predicted model, not a curated record
CAUCACAAUAACAUGCGGCGAUAAUUCUACUCUAACUUGUCACCGGAACCUAUUUUCUCAGUGCUAUUAGGUCGCAACGGAAAGAUAAGCCGCGAUUUAUAUUCAGGCUGUGUCCGCGAUUAUAAUUUUCGACCUAAAUAGUUUUCAAAAUGAGAGAAUAUAAAUGAAACAUAGCGAUGAUAAUUGAUAUUAUUAAUUAACUCCCGAAGGCAACAUUAAUUUAGUGCAAAGCAAAUUGUAUUAAAGAUCGAUGAAAGCUAUCACAUUUCAGAGAAUACUUAGUAAACAUUCUUUAUUUCGCACAAAUCCACGAGAUAAAAACUAUAUAUUUGCAUAUCUACUAUCUAAGAAGUUCUGCUAGUGAAUGUAUAUUCUACAGUAGGAUAAGGGAUAUAUAUAUAUAAGGAAAGGAAUAAUACCUUGUAGUGUUAGACUUAUCUGGUGCGCUCAUUCAGGACGAAGGUACAAUAAUGAUCCUAAUGCGAAUAAUUUUAUCGUUCAUAGCGAUUGGUAUCGGUUCAGGAUUGCCAGCUAAGAGUCAUCGUGGAACCCAUGGUCGUCCUGUACCGCCUGAGCCGCGAUUCGAUGGAGUUUUCAACAAUGACUAUAAUCAUGAAAAAAUUGCAAAUGGCAUAAAGUCUUGGAGUCCGGAUGAUCCACAAAAUGUUUGGGAACUGAGUGGUUUACACGAGGGUGAUAUAAUGAUUCAUCCAGAUAGUCCAUCGUGGAAAAAUGGCCUCUUAGAUGCUACAGCGCGAUGGCCCGGCGGUAUUGUGCCUUUCUUUAUACAGGAAGAUGAUUUUGAUCGAGAUCAAAUCGAACUAAUCAAAGGAGCUAUGCAGGAGUAUCAUGAGAGAACCUGUUUGCGUUUUCGUCCUUACAAGGAUACUGACGAGAAUUAUGUGACGAUACAAGCGAAAAAGUCGGGAUGCUGGUCCCUGGUAGGUCGUCACGGUCAUGGACAGGUGUUGAAUCUACAAAAUCCGGGAUGCGUUCAUCACGGUGUUGUUGUGCACGAGCUCAUGCAUGCCUUAGGCUUUUACCAUCAGCAGAGCGCCGCGGACCGAGACGAAUGGGUCGCCAUACAUUGGGAGAACAUCAAAUUGGGUAAAGAGCAUAAUUUCAAUAAAUAUGACAAUCGUACUGUCACUGAUUAUGGCAUAAGUUAUGAUUACAAGAGUGUCAUGCACUAUAGUUCCCAUGCAUUCUCCAAAAAUGGAGAACCUACUAUUACGCCCAAGAAAAAAAAGGUAAAACUUGGUCAGCGAGAUGGACUCAGUGAAAAGGAUGUUGCCAAGGUACAAGCAAUGUAUAAGGAACAAUGUGGCGAUCGCAAACCAGAAGAAAAUGAUUCUUCUGAAGAGAUUCUUACAGAGUGGAUAUUUGAUUAAAUUCAUAUGUUUCAAAAAUCAAAUUC